Habropoda laboriosa is the source of this 675-nucleotide messenger RNA. RefSeq names its product peptide deformylase, mitochondrial-like. The coding region runs from base 1 to 675 and encodes 224 amino acids. The transcript is spliced from 3 exons. Gene Ontology annotation, biological process: N-terminal protein amino acid modification; peptidyl-methionine modification. Lineage: Eukaryota; Metazoa; Arthropoda; Insecta; Hymenoptera; Apidae. Gene Ontology annotation, molecular function: peptide deformylase activity. Gene Ontology annotation, cellular component: mitochondrion. The record is from RefSeq and is a predicted model, not a curated record.
AUGCUUAGAUACUCUGACAUAAUCAGUAGAUGUGUAAUAGGCAUGCAGAAGAGUGGAACACGUUUACUUAGUUUUGCAAGUGUUAAAGAUUCGUUUUCUAUAAGCUUUAAAGAAAUAUCUGAGAUUUUAAAGCCACCUAAAAUUAACGUCUGUUACAUUGGCAAUCCUGUUUUACGGCAGAAAACAACACCAGUAGAUUUGAAGACAGUGGAAACGCAAGAAUUUCAAAAGAUACUUCAUAAUUUACAUAAAGUACUGAGAAAAAGUGGCACAGUAGGACUAUCAGCGCCGCAACUCGGUCUUUCUUGGCAAUUAUUUGCUCUGGAAAUAACGGAACAAUCUUUGAAAGAACUUCAUCCAUAUUAUCGAAAAUAUAAUAUCGAACCUUUUCCAUUGACAUAUUUUAUUAAUCCAAAAAUAAAAAUAAUAAAUCCUGAGAAAACAGUGUGCUAUGAAAUGUGCGGAAGUAUUCCUUAUUAUUGUGCGCAAGUGCCGAGAGCGAAGGAAAUUCAAAUCGAAGCAUUCAAUCGAUUGGGGGAGCCGUUUCGUUUCAAAGCAAAAGAUGUGUUAGCCAGAAUUGCGCAACAUGAAAUGGAUCAUUUACAAGGUAUACUGUAUAUUGAUAAAAUGUUGCCAGAUACAUUUAAAUUUUACGAUCCGAAAUAUAUGAAAUAA